AUGGAAAAUAUGAUAUCUUCAACAAAUAGUGCUAGUAGUAAUAAUAAUAAUAAUAAUAAUGUUGAAGUUUCAAAUGGAUUUAUGACACCUAGCAGCAAUAAUAAUAAUAGUAGUACGUAUUUACAGUCACCUCCAAUGACACCAUUUUCAAAUGUAAAUUCAAUAUCAAACAGUUCUGCUGCAUCCGCUAUGUUAUCAGCUGGUCUUGAUCUUACUUCUUCACUAAAGAAAGCAAUGUCUGAAAGAGAUAACAAAGAUAAAGAUAAGGAGAUGAUGGAUAUGGUUACUACUACAACGACAGCAACAAAUCAAAACAAUAGUAUUAAUAAUAAUAAUAAUAAUAGUAUAUCGACACCUAAUAAUAAUAAUAAUAAUAACAACAGUAACAAUAACAAUAGUAAUGGUAAUAAUACAAAUUCAACUACUUCUUCUUCUUCUUCUUCAUCUUCUCUUACACCUACACCAACAACUUCAACCACUACUACUACGACAACAACAUCAACUACAAGUACAUCGACUAAUAGCUCAGCAACACCGACAUCUAGUAAAUUAUUUUCAAGUUCAAUUGCAAGUUCACCGACACCAAAGACUUUUAGAAUCGAAGUGGAUUUGGCAGAAUGUAAUAGGGAGAUUGACUAUCGGUCAUUGCUAAAGAAGGAAGCAGCUGUAUAUCAACGUGCACAAGACAAGCUAAAGAUCAGUGACUCUUUUUACAAGAAAGAUGAAGCAUCACGUUUAAAGUCGUCAGCCGAGCUCGAGGAGGACAUCCUGCCGAUUACAACACCUCACAAGAACAGACUGACUGACGUCAUCAACAAGAUCGAGCAGAUUCACAAUCAACGUGUUGGCGACUCUGAUGACGAUUCCGAUCGAUACGACAGCGACGACUCAUUCAUUGACAACUCUGAGAUGAACAACAUCGAAUCCGAUGUUGAGAAUCACUAUGGUGGAUUCUUUGUACACGUUGGAAAUGUUGAACAAAGAGAGAGAAACAGUGACGAUGAACAGUAUGACGAUGACUUUAGAGGGCAUAGCAGCAAUAGCAACGGUAAUCAUAGCAACGAGAAAUACACACAAGUAAAUGAACAGUCUAAAAAGAGAAAAGUAGAGACAAACACAAGUAGUGGAGCUAAUAAUGGUGGUAACAUCAGACCUACCGUACCGAAAAAGAAAGUUAAAACCAACAACAAUAACAAUAAUGAUGAAUCUGUUAUCAAUAGUUUAUUAUUAAAUUUACAGGAUGAGAUAAAGAAUUUUCCUGAUGACUUGAAGAAUCUACCAAGAAAGAUUAGACCUUUACUUUCGAAUAUAUAUAUUGAAGUUACAAAGUCAAAUUCACAGGGAUUCUUGUCUGGACAUAUCAUUACACGUAUCGCUUCAUUCUGGCCAUUGAAAGAACAGACUAUUAGAGCGCAUCUAAAGAAGGCAUGGGAAGAGAUCGGUGAGAAGACUGUGAUAAAGAAUGAGAGAUUGGCUGAAAAAUUGGUGGAGAAGAUCAACGAGCUAAUCAUAUCUUUCAAGAAAAAUGUUGAAAAAGAAAUGAGUGAAAAACAUAAUAAUAAUGAUGGAGAAUAUAUGUUUAGUAGAGUUUGUAGAGAUUUAUUAUAUCAAAUUGUUUCAACCAAUAAGGAGAUUGUAGAGUUGAAGAAUAAGAAUGCGGAACUAAAGGCAGAGAAAGAAGGUAAAUCGAGUGAUGCUAUCGUUGAGAAGACACAGAGAGGUCAGUUGUACAAGAGAAUCGUUGGAUUGUUUCCAGACGGUUGGAUCACCACCAAGGCAUUGGCAAAUGCUUAUUCAACAGAGAGAAAGAAGGAAUUGAAGAAAUUGGCAAGUGCUGCCGCUACGAAUACCAACAACAACAACAGCAGCAGUGGUACACCAUUGAAAGUGGAAUCAUCUACACCAACCAAGUCAACACAAAAUUCAACACCCAAAUCAACAGAGAAAAAACAGGACGAUAAGAAACAUAAAGAAGAAAGAGAAAAGGAGAAAGAAAGAGAAAAGGAAAAGGAAAAGGAGAGAGAAAGAGAGAAAGAAAAAGAAAGAGAAAGAAAGAGAAGAAGAGAGAAAGAAAAGGAAAAGGAGAGAGAAAGAGAAAAGGAAAAGAGUAGUAGUAGUAAAAGUAGAGAUAGUAAAGAAGGUGGAGAAUCAAGAACAUCAAAAUCUUCUUCUUCUUCUUCUUCCUCUUCUGCAAAAGAUAGAGAUAGAGAAAGAGAAAGAGAAAAGAGAAGAUCUACACCUGAUGAUAAACAUAGACAUAAAGAUAAAGAAAAUAGUAGUAGCAGUGGUAGUAGUAGUAAAAGUAAAGAAAAAGAAAGAGAUAAAGAAAAAGAUAGACAUCGUGAUAAAGAGAAGGUAAAGGAGAAGAAGGAACGUAGAGAUUCUCGUGAUAAAAUGAGAGAUUUCCUUGAUAUCGAUGAUCAAGACGAUGAUAAACUGGUGGACAUUUUAUUUCUCAGAGGCUACCAAAAAGAAAAUAUAAUGGAUUCUUCAUAUUCUUCAACAUCAUCUUCGUCUUCCUCAUCAUCUUCAUCUUCUUACUCAAGCAAUAAUAGUAGCAAUACAAACAGUAAUAAUAAUAAUAAUAACAAUAAUAAUAAUAGUAAUACGAAUAAUAAUGGAUCGAUGAUCAGUGAGAAUAGGUUAUUUGAUUUAUACGAGUAUCUUGGUGUACCAAACGAUGCCACAGAAGAACAAAUUAAAAAGUCAUACAAAAGACUUGCAAAGAUCUAUCAUCCUGACAAACCAACAGGUUCACGAGAAAAGUUUCAAGAGUUGAAUGCAGUCUAUGAGAUAAUGUCAGAUCCCCAAAAGAAGAGAACCUACGAUUACUUCAAGAAGAACGGUGUCAAGAUGCCAUCGAUGGCUAGUCUUAGCGAAGACGAAAGCAAAUUCUUGUUGUCGCACUUCUUUAUUGGUGCAACUAUCGGCACUCUCUAUUGUUUGAUUGCUGUCACUAUCAGCUUCAUAUUCUCUGUGCCAAUGACAACCACUUUCUUCCCAUCACUUCCAAUCUUUAUUGGUCCUGCCAUUGCCAAUCCAGAUCAGAAAUCAUUUGCAUUUGCAUUAGGUGGUUUCAGUGGUAUGAUUGCAUUACCAUUCUAUGCUGCGGGUGUAAGUUAUAAUGUUGGAAAGAAACUUUUAGAAGCACCAUAUAAAUAUAUUAUGGGUGACAAGCAAGAUGGCUCUGACAACAACAACAACAAGUCGGUGUUGGUGUUGGAUGAAUCAGAGUUUGAAUUCAUAUCAAAAGCGAAAGCCGAGUAUGAAAAGGUCGACGAGAUCGAGAGAAAUUGGACAUUCUUGUCGAGCGAAAAGUCAAACAACAACAACUGUCAUACCGAAAUCUUUGAAAAGGUCAUUACAAACAUUGUUGAAAUGUUUGGUGUAAUCGAGAAACACUUUAAUCAGAUGUAUCCCUCAAAUGAUUCAGAUUUAAUAUUAAAGAAAAUGAUUGAAACUAAAAUAUAUUAUGAAGAAAUUGAAAAGAUAAUAAAUAAGGCAACAAAUAACAAUAAUAAUAACAAUGAUAAUACAAGUGAUAAUCAAACAGAAAAGAUAUAUCCAACUUUGGAAGAGGAUACAAAGAGUAAAUUCAAAAAAGUCAAAGAAACACUCAUGAAAACAUUGGAGGAUUUAAAACAAUUUGUUUUGAGCAUUGAAAAAGGAACAGUUUUGAAUACUAUCAAAUAUAAAGAUUAA
Messenger RNA from Heterostelium album PN500, 3702 nucleotides. RefSeq lists its product as uncharacterized. Gene Ontology annotation, cellular component: endoplasmic reticulum. The coding region runs from base 1 to 3702 and encodes 1233 amino acids. The record is from RefSeq and is a predicted model, not a curated record. The transcript has 8 exons. Lineage: Eukaryota; Evosea; Eumycetozoa; Acytosteliales; Acytosteliaceae. Gene Ontology annotation, molecular function: misfolded protein binding; protein-folding chaperone binding.